AUUAUUUCACAAAAUAUAUGAACCAGCACCCGAAUGUUUCACACAACAUAAAGCGCACCUUUUGCACGGGUGCGCACGACACAAUAGAAGGAAGCAGUUUUUUGCGCGUCCAUAAAAUAACUUUACUCAUUACUGUAUUCUAUUUUGUCCCCACCACCAAAUUUAAAACUAAGACUAUUGAGCUCGGAAAAUGACAAAGAGAAGUAUAAUUUGCGAUAUGGUAAGUGGCUUUAAAGCAUCAUCGCCAGCAGUUAAUCAGCAGAGUCAGAUGGACGGUCUAACCGUCUACUUAAAUGGCCAAUCAGACGGCUCGAGUUUUCUGGGCAAGUUGCCUUCAGUGGUGUUGGUAAACAUCUUCAGAUUUGUUGACAACAAAAAUGAGCUGUUAAGGCUUGCCAGUGUGUGUAGAUCUUGGAGGGAUUUGAUUUACACCACGCCUACUUUGUGGAGGAACAUGCACCUUAAACUGUGCUGUGAUUGUAAAUGUUUGAAAACUAAAAACGCUUUCUCGAAUGCUAUACGCUUCGGAAGCCACUUGUAUGAAUUGUCAAUCUCCGUCUGCAAACACCAUGAAUGCCAUCUAAACUCCUGCUCCUUGGCCACCGUUUUCCGGAAAUGUUUGCAAGAUUUACGUCAUCCGACACUGAAGUCAAUAAAAAUAAAUGACAUAGACAUGCGAGAAGCGUCAACUAGAACCACGCCCGGUAUCAGUAAGGAAAUGACGCGUUUGGUGUCCAGACUUGACCGUCUACAAUGUUUCAAGAUGACCAAUGGCCAAUGGCCAAUAGAAGAAGGCAACAAUCUCAUCAACACAGUGCUGACCACGUCCAGAGGAACCCUACAGUCGCUGGACAUAUACAGGUUCUUCCACACACGCUUGUUGGCUGAGAAACCGGUUAAACUUGACCAACUGACCACUGGUAUCUUAUCUCUCACCCGCUUGACGAAACUUGGGAUUGACUAUAUAUUAUUGACUGAUGACUUCGUGACUUCACUGUCUAGAUCACAUGCAGGACAACUGCAGACACUGAAACUUGUCGCGGGUUGGAUUCCUUAUGGAACUACUCUACACCUGAUCUCUAGAAAGGCCUGGGUGAACCUGAAAGAAGCUUGUCCAGCAAUGAAAGUAGCGUUUUAUGUUGACUUCGACAUAUUAGAGGCUUCUGAUUUUGAAAUACUGGACCCCGUGUUGCCCGUCUACAAGAUCAACUUGUUGGAAAGUUUUUACGAACUGGAUGAUGUGUUGGAAUAUAUCGCCGAUAACUUCAGAAAGAGCUUGGUGAAGCUAGAGGGCGACAUAGACAGUGACAAUGUUCCAACUGACGACGUCUUUCUACAGUUUGUUCGGAAAUGUCGACGUUUACGAUGUGUUAACGUAUCUGCCUACUUCCUAAAACCAGAGACAAUAAUACUGCCAUGAAGCUGAUAGGAGACAGAAAGCGAAGACACGACUUGAGAAUGUUACAGGGACAGCCAACCAAACGAACUAAGACAGGACCGGCCAAUGGUCCAUGUUCCAACAUAGCCAAUUAGGCAACAACGAGGAUAUGUUACAACAGAAGGAUGUUUUAACAUUAAUGAGAAAAACUUGAAUUAUUUUAGGAUAACGAUUUUUUAGCCUUCCAUAGAAAGUAACUAGUGAACGUGCCAGACUUAAUAACCCAAUUAUUCCAUAAGGUUUUUCUUAUCGCAGUUUUAUAACAAAACUAUUUACAGUUAAGUAUUCCAUUUUAACAGAUUUUCAAAAUCGUUUUAUAAAAUCUAUAAAU
This is a messenger RNA of Physella acuta, 1769 nucleotides long. RefSeq lists its product as uncharacterized. Gene Ontology annotation, biological process: positive regulation of protein ubiquitination. Lineage: Eukaryota; Metazoa; Mollusca; Gastropoda; Physidae. The record is from RefSeq and is a predicted model, not a curated record. Gene Ontology annotation, molecular function: protein binding.